AUGACCACCCCCCAAGCGCAGGCAGUGACCGUGUCGCUGAACGAUCUCAAGAAUGGUGGCGUCUCCUCGCAUCUCCUCGCCCCCCUGCCGCCCCUCGAGGAGCUCGCCAGCAGCCCCGACCCGGCGGCCGGCCUCUACAUCAAGUCGCGCACGGGCGAGACGGUCCAGGUCAAGAUCCCGCGCGACUGCAUCGCCUUUCAGACGGGCGAGGCCCUCGAGCGCAUCACCGACGGCAAGUUCAAGGCCGUGCCGCACUUUGUGCGCGGCGUGCGGGCCUCGGUGAGCGACGGCCGUGUGGCGCGCAACACGCUCGCCGUCUUCACGCAGCCCAACCUGGGCGAGGAGGUGGACAUUAAGCAGCACCUGACCUUUGGCGAAUUUGCACGGGGCGUCGUGGCCAAGAACACGGUACACAUGCGAGGGUGGCAUCAGCGGCACCGUGCCGAGCUGCCGAAUGCAUGCAUCUCGUCAGCCAUCCGGUGGAAGUCCGAUGGACCCGGUAUCGACAAUGGCACCCAAAGGCGUCGUCUUCCGGCACCAGGUGCAGCCGUGGCACCCGUCGUCGACGCUGAACGCACGAGGCGGCCCUCGCCGUGCUGCGUCUGGCGCCGGCGCGCUUCUUCGAUUUCAGCGCCCGCCCUCUUCGCGGCGCAGAAGGACUACUUUGACGUCAGCGUCGUCGGCGAGACGCGCAACGCGACCUACCGCCGUCUCGCGCAGCUGGCGAGUGCGACGGCCGGCGUCGGCGAGGACGACGUGUUCCGCCUGCUCGCCAUCUCGGACAAGCCGGCGGAGGACGGGUCGCUGAACACGGGCAAUGCCGUGACGGUCGACCUCAAGCUCGCCGUCAAGAUGGCGCGGCUGACGGGCGUCCACGUGAGCCCGACAGUGUUGCUGGAUGGGGUUGUGCAGGGCGAUAUCAGCUCGGGGUGGACUCUGGAGCAGUGGACCGAGUGGCUGGGUGCCAACAUUGCAGAAUAG
Verticillium alfalfae VaMs.102 is the source of this 981-nucleotide messenger RNA. RefSeq lists its product as hypothetical. The transcript is spliced from 4 exons. The coding region runs from base 1 to 981 and encodes 326 amino acids. NCBI's taxonomy places the organism in Eukaryota, Fungi, Ascomycota, Sordariomycetes, Glomerellales, Plectosphaerellaceae. The record is from RefSeq and is a predicted model, not a curated record.